Gryllus bimaculatus (two-spotted cricket) is the source of this 2299-nucleotide messenger RNA. NCBI's taxonomy places the organism in Eukaryota, Metazoa, Arthropoda, Insecta, Orthoptera, Gryllidae. The record is from the annotation of a GenBank genome assembly.
CCAGAGGUGCUUCAAGCGCACUUCAUGGAGAGGGUCAGGAGUCCAGCAUAAGCAAGCAGCAAAAUUGAAACUUCGCCUACAUUGCGGUUAAUGCAAAACGCAACACUCCGACGCGUUGAUUUUGUGAUACUAAUAGGAGAAUGAUUGGAGCUUCAAAUAGCUGUUCGCCUACCGAAUCUGUGAACUUCAUUGCGUGUUGAGUGUUGUAAAUGGUAUGUUGCAGUACUACCCGUUAGAACAUAUGUGCUUUAAUCUUCCAGUUCGUGCUGUGUAUUUUGGUGUGGAUGAGAAAUGUAAAGCUGGACUUUUCAUUACUGAAGCGUGUUAGCGUCUCAACACUCUCAUCGCUGCUAUUCAGUGUGCUUGAGAUUUUAAAUAUUUCUGUAUAUGAGUUGAGGGUUUUGUCUUGCGCCUUUUGUGGUGAAGGAAGAGAGAGGAGAGGCAUGUCCGUUCCGGAUCGACACCCAUAUGACAGGGAUAGUAGUAGUGACACUGAGGAUUAUCAUGACUCAGAUGAUAGAAGAAGAAGAGUUUAUAAGAAUAGAAUGAGUUAUGGCCAAUCUUCAAAACCAAAGCCAUGUCUUGUACAGCGACAAGGUCAGGUUGGUCCUGGUGAUCAAAGAGCACACUCAGUCUCCAUGUCUAAGCAAUCAUUAAAUAUGGGUGCACGUAACAGAACACGGGCAUCUCAUCAUUUGGGCCCAACCAAAGGUUCUAUUAACCAGUCCAGAGAUAUUGAUUUACAUGGUAGUUCUUCUGUCUCAAACUCCUUAACCACAGUAACAAGUGAUGAACGGAUCACCUUGGUUGUAGACAAUACACGGUUUAUAUUGGAUCCAGCAUUGUUUACUGCUCAUCCAAACACUAUGCUUGGAAGAAUGUUCAGCUCAGGCAUAGAGUUUGCUCAUCCUAAUGAAAGAGGGGAGUAUGAAGUUGCUGAUGGAAUAUCUGCUACAGUGUUCAGAUCCAUUCUGGAGUAUUACAAGGGUGGGCUCAUAAGAUGCCCACCAACUGUUUCAGUUCAAGAAUUGCGAGAAGCUUGUGACUACCUGCUUGUACCUUUCGAUGCACAGACCGUGAAAUGCCAAAAUCUCCGUGGCUUACUUCAUGAGCUGUCCAAUGAAGGAGCUCGUUGCCAAUUUGAAGUUUUUUUAGAAGAACUCAUUUUGCCUUUAAUGGUUAACUCUGCUCAACGAGGAGAUCGAGAAUGUCAUGUCGUCGUGCUACUUGAUGAUGAUGUUGUAGACUGGGAUGAAGAGUAUCCGCCACAGAUGGGAGAGGAAUAUUCUCAGAAUUGUGUACCCCUUUAUUGAACAUAUUUGCAGUGGGUAAGACGACGUAUGGAAACAAAAUACUGAUCUGAGGCAACGCAAGUGUAAGAUACGCUACAGGCAGAGAAAAAUGGCAUGCAUGUAAAUGACGCAAGGAAAGAUUCAAAGUACCCAAAACUACAUUCAUGUAUAAGCAGUGGUAAAUAUCCUGUUGCACGGAAAAAGAGAUCACCAUCCUAUAUUUCACAAACACAAGACUACCUUAUAGUUCACUGGAUUAUAGAAAGUCAGAAGAGAGAAUUUGUAAUUAGUCGCCAGUAGCUCGUUGAAAGUGUCAAGAAUCUCGUUACAGAUCUUAAAAUGAAGACACCUUUCAAAGACAAACGAGGGAAAAACUGUAAACAGCACUGCUAUGUAUCGCUUCUUUAAAUAUAUCGAAAAUAGAGACGUAGCGAAACAAGUCAUGAAAGAAAGAGGCCUUAAGAAAAUUCGCCUAGGAAUUGAAGGGUACCCUACAUACAAGGAAAAAAUUAAAAAAAGAGCUGGUGGGCGAGCAGAAGUGAUUUAUAAUUAUGUCCAGCGACCAUUUAUUCAUAUGUCUUGGGAAAAGGAAGAAGCCAAGAGUCGUCAUGUGGAUUUUCAGUGUGUGAAAUCCAAAUCGGUUACAAACCUGGCUGAAGCUACAGCAGAUCCUGCUUUAGAAUUAGAUGCUGGAGGAAAUCCUGUUGUGGCUCCAGUUGUUUUGGAAGCUCCUGGAGUGGAAGCAGACGAUGGAGCUAUUGGAGGUGUAUUGCCACCACAGCCAUCUGCAAAUGAGCCUUACCCAGAACUUCGCCUUCCACCAGAUGAGAACAAUUAAUUUGGAUAAGUUACUAUGGACUGUGUUCAUGUCAUAGUUUGGGAACUGUAUUGACUUGUCUACUGUUAACUUUUGCAGGAUUUUCUACAUUGUUACAAAAGGAAAAAUGUGUAAUGAAUUCAAUUGUUCAAUAAAUAAGUUGCUCCAAAAUAUACGGUGCAAGUUUAUU